Molecule: messenger RNA, 2703 nt
Organism: Momordica charantia (bitter melon)
Lineage: Eukaryota; Viridiplantae; Streptophyta; Magnoliopsida; Cucurbitales; Cucurbitaceae
Product: Calcium-binding EF hand family protein
Cellular component (GO): endoplasmic reticulum
Molecular function (GO): calcium ion binding
Source: RefSeq, a predicted model, not a curated record
AAUAAUUGGGUCUUCUGAGAGAAAUAGGUUGUUGUUCUUAUGUAAGACACGCAUGGUUCUGACUCUGAGCUCUGACUUGUAAAAGGAACCUCAGCUUAAUUACCAGUGGUUGGCAUAGGCAGAUCCACUUUUGUCACCAUUCUCUAGCUUCAUGUUCUUUUGUUAUGUUGCAGACACAGAGAGAGAAAGAGAUGUGAAGAAAUUGAUUAUCCUCUCUGCAAUGUUUCUUGCUCAAAUGAGUAUUCCAAACAGAGCAGCAGAUGCAAAUAUUGGAAAUUAAUGCACCAUUUCUCUCUCUCUAUAAUAUCUAUAUGGAUGCUACUGGUGCUUGCUUCUGCGAUGCUCAUUUGGGCAAGAAAUGUUGCAGAAAUGGAGCCCUUUUGGUAACUAAUCUUUUACCUUUCUUCCCAAUAAUUUUCACAAUGGUCUACUUUAACCUAAAUUUACAUUAUUUUACUUUUGGUUUCACUCAAAAAGUAUCGCAUCAACAGAGAAUGAGAUGCUACUCGAUAUGGAAGAUUGUUCCCAUUCUCCUAAUAAUUUUUUGACCAUAUCAUAAUCAUUCGCUAAAACUAUCUCGGGAUCCAACCUUUAAGCCUUCAUCUUUUUUACUUUCAUUAUUUGAAGGUAGGUAGACAGAAAUCUCAUCUUUUAGUUUUCAAUGGAUUAUUGUUGAAAUUUGGAGAUCGAGAAAAAGAAAAGGACUUUUGGGUCUUGGAUUUUGGAUAGCUUUAUACAGCUUUCAACGUUCAGAGAAGAAUUCAGAACUCUAAAUUUCCUGUCUGUAUUAUGUUCUUUACUUUGAUCUGGAUCAAGCCAUCUUUGAACCAAGUAUAAAGUUAAUCUAUUUCUCAAAAAAUAAAAAAAUGUAUAAAUUUGAUCUAAAUCUAUGAGAUUGUUGAUUAAUUUAUAUGUUAGAUUCCAACAUCAAUCUUUUAAUCAAUGAUAUAUUCCAAUGAGUUGUCGAUUGAGCUCUGCUCAACUCACAUCGGUAUGAAAUAUAAUUUAUUUGUACUUUUAUCAAAUAAUUAAAGGUUCCCCCAUGGUUAAGCAGUUGAAAAAGAAGUAUAAAAAUGAUCCAAGUUUUCUGAGAUUGUUGAUAAUGUAUCUUAUAAGUAGGAAUCUUGCGAGCUAUUUUGGAAUCAAUGCCUGUGGAAGAUCUCCCGGCCUCACGAUUGAUUUCGCCAUUGUCUAAUAUUGUAAGCUGAGCGAACGGUACUCCGUUCACCGUCUUCCCCAGCCGUAGCCCCGGCCAUUUUCUCUACAAUUUCGUCAAUGGUUUCUGUUGAUAACCCUUUUUCCCUCCAAGAUCAUUGCAAAUCCCUCCAAAUUGAAAACAAACUUCGACAUGCAUUCGACCCCUUCCUGGGUUUCUAUCUUUUCCUGAACAAAUCUUUAUCGGCGCCAGAAAAUGGGGAGGGCGGUGGUUUAUCUUUUUCUAAUCACCGCCUUCGCCUUCUUCUUCGUAUUUUAUCCGUCCAAUUCCCCCGAUCGGAACCAUCAAGAACUAACUCGUCGCCUAGGUUACAAAUUACGAGCCCCUACUUUUGAUCCUCUUGUUGAAGAAAUGGAAAGAUACGCAGAGGAACAUGGAUCUGGCAGGGGACGAAACGCCAUUAGUGGGCAAAGAACUACCACGGCCAAUCAGGUUCCCGAUGCUUACAAAGAUUACUACGAUGAAGGUAGAUUGAAAAUUUCGUUGAGGCUGCUCGUGUUGUUUCCUUUGCUGGACCACUCGCCAAAAGACGGUGUUAUCAGUUACGAGGAGUUGAGCGAUUGGAUUAUUGAACAAGCCGUGCAGAGAUUGAAUUACAGGACACGGAAAGAGUUGGACUUCCAUGACAAGAAUGGAGAUGGCGCCAUUUCAUUCCGCGAAUAUCUGCCACAGUUUACAGAGGAAGAUAUUGCAAAGAGAGGAACGGCGCAUGGAGAAGCUGGAUGGUGGAAAAGGCAAUUCACAAAUGCUGAUACAGACCCAAAUGGAUUACUAAAUUUUGAAGAACUGAAAGAUUUCCUGCACCCAGAAGAUAGCAGCAAUUACCGGAUACAAAAUUGGCUCUUGCGAGAGAAAAUGAAGCGCAUGGACUAUGACAGAGAUGGAAAACUCAAUUUUGAUGAAUUCCUCCACCAUGUAUUUGACAUAUACAAGAGCUACAUUGAAUUUGAAACUCAAGGGGAUGAUGUACCGACAGCCGAAGAGAAGUUUGAUGAGCUUGAUCUUGACGAGGAUGAGUUACUGUCAGUGGAAGAGUUGAGGCCAUUGUUCCAGUAUCUUCAUCCUGGAGAACUGUCUUAUGCCCAACAUUACACAAGUCAUUUGAUAUAUGAGGCUGAUGAUAACAAAGAUGGCUACUUAUCACUUGAUGAGAUGCUUAAUCAUGAGUAUGUUUUCUACAACUCGGUAUAUGAAGGUCGCAAUGGCGACUAUGAAGACGAUUACCAUGAUGAACUUUGAUGCCUUGUUUUUCAUUUUGUAAUUUUAAGCUUAGAUUUUAGAUUUCGUUUGAUGGGUUGGGAUUUUACUAAAAGAUAAACAUCCGCCACCCAAAAUCAAGAUUUUGUAACAUUCAGCAUCCUUUUUUCUUCAAAUUUUGAAGUCUGGUAUUUACUGUAUAAUAUAUACCAAGUAAAAGGGGCUAUGGAGGAUAAACUUUCUAUUCCCCUUUUCCCUUUUUGUUUAAUUCACAUUUAUUUACCCUUUAA